ACUUAUGCAUUUACAUUUCUGACUGCUGCAGGUGGCAUUAUACUCAGCGUUGACGGGUUAAAUUUUUGUCUCAUAACGUAGGAUUAUAUUCCAGGGUAAAAUAGUGGCUUGCAUGUUCCUAUGAUAGGUAAUUCUUUUAUUCACAGCUAGAUUCUAUUCAUUGGUUUUUGUUAUCUUACAGGUAUUCUGGUAUCGUUAACCAUGCUAAAGGCUGGUGUCCUGGAAGCAAAGCGGCGAAUUUCAGUCAGAAUGGUUCCUAUGCUACUGUGCCCAACAUUAACAUAAGAACCUGUGACUUUACAAUUGCAUUUUGGGUAAAGUGUAAUGAUGUUGAUGGGCCUAUACUGGCACUUUGGUCAAAGGGUGGAAAACUAUUUUACGUUACAGUCAAGAAAUCCCGUCUUCUUUUAUCGAUAGACAACACUUUCCACUUACAAAUCAGUUACUGGAAUCACGUAGCAGUAACCUGUCAGCAGCAUAAGAUCAAGGUGUUCGUUAAUGGUACGGAGGAGGCAUUGAUAGACCAAUGGAAUGAGUAUUUCUUCUCAUCGUUAGGCCAUUAUCAGUCAGAGUAUAUCAUAGGGAAUGAUCCAGGUUUAGUCCAGAUGCCAAUGACAAAUUGUGUGUUUGUUGGAGCAGUCAUGGAUCUUUAUGUGACUGGAAUAGCUUUAUCUGCGAAGCAGGUCUCUGACCUGAGUAAAGGUGGGAGUAGUAUCUAUUCGACGAUAAAUCGUACUCUUCGAUCCUUAAUUGGGGUCACUUGGAUCUUAAAAAAAUGAAUGUUCUUUUUACAGUCUAGGUUUUAGGCUUUUGAAGAUUGUGCUAGCUUAAUGUUUUGUCAUAAUUCGUCAUAAUUUUCAUCAAUUUUCCAAAAAUUAUUGUAAUAAUUUGCACUUUUGGCUAGUUUUACAGCUCAACAAUCAUCAUGUUACCAAUUAUUUUGGCCCGAGAGUAGAAUUUCAGGCAAAUUUAAGUAACAAAAUCAAUUUUUUGUCUGCUUAUAUUGUCACAUUCAUUGGACUUAGGUCCCGCAGGAAUUAAUCAAGAUAAUCAAGAAUUCUUUUUACAGGACUCAACGCAUGCGCAUAAUUAGCUCGAUUACUUAAGAUGGCGUCAGCGUGCUGGUCGUUAAUUCAGGUUUCAGUUUUUGUAGUUGUUAAACAGUUUUGUAGGUUUAGUGGUGUACCUUUCUACAUUCAUUUAUCACUGCAAAUACAUCAGUGGGAAUCUAUAAGUAAUCGCAGUAUUAUUCUCAUUAUUUAAAGGCAAACCAAUUACACCCGUGAUAAACAGCAAACAGUCGGAAAUACAUGGUUGCAAAGUCAAUGUAACGUGGAGUAGAAAAGAAAUAUGCACUAUAACAAAGACCUCUGUACGGUUUAGGGAGAUGAAGCCCCUAGGCAUUGGAGCUGAAUGGACAGAAUAUAAGGUUUCUUCAACCACCUUUCAUCUUUUAUCACUGGAAUGCGACAAGGGGUAUGAAAUUGGUGUGUCUUCCUGGUUUGGAGAAGUUCAAAGUGACUGGUCAGUUUCUUGGAAAUUUAAAACCCGCUCUACAGGUGCGACAUUACCUUAUGUAUGUUUAAUAAUAGCUGAUAGGUUUUGGUAUUGACACCAAACCAUAUCCAGUUGAACCUCUGCUUAGGGUCCACAAUAGCCGGGUUCUCAAAUCCCGCCUUCCCGCUAGUUUUUUCUUCUUAAUUCCGCUAUCCCGCCUAGUCUGCUACACAGCCACAAAGUUUGUGGGGAGGAGCGUUGCGUGACGACACUAAAAAUUGCUGUGUAGCAGACUAGAUCCCGCCCUAAUUUUUUUUACGAGUUUCCUGCUUUAAGUAUUGAAAUAUUAAAACGUUAUACAAUGUUUAAGAGCUUUCUUGCAAUAGGCAGCUUUCAUGUUUAAGACUCUUUACUUAACCAUUAAUAGCCUGGGAUCAGGCUUCAUAGUGGGGAAAUUAAAAAGGCAAAAAAUGGGAUCAAUUUUGUUCCCUUUUCCCCCCACUGCGGAGCCUGGUCCCAGGAUAAACCAUUAACGACUGUAACUUUAUUUUCUGGUUUGCUUAUUAUUUUUUGGGAGAGCAUCAGUACAAAAAAGAAGGUCUACUUCGAUCUGAGUUCUGGCCAUUUGGAAACAGCCAGUUGAGUUGGGUAGAUGGAUGUUUCGAUUGCUUUACUAAUAAAUUGCAUGAGGCGAUGAAGCCAAUUGUCUACGCUGCUAACGGCUCAUGGAAAGUGUGAUGAACACACUGGUUGGACAGAUUGAUACAAUUUUCUCUUCUAUGGAAACCCAAACUUCCAAUGGAAUAGAGCAGCACAAGCAACUGUAGACAACUUCCUUGCAGAAAUUUUUCUUUUCCACCCUUCUUGCGCUUGGUCCUCGAUUUCUCCCUCUUUUGUACUGCUAUUGUACCUUAUUCCUGUUUAAAAUCUCUUUACUUUCUUCCAUUCUUAAAUCCACUCAAUAAUAGGUGCGUGUUACCUGCAAUAGUUUGCAAACCAGUCCUUUUUUCUCACAAUCGGUUUUAAAAGGUGCGAAGUACAGGCGAAGACUGUAUAAAAUUAACCGCGUAUUUUUCGCGUCUCUCCCUAGUCUAAUUCGUUUUUUGGCCACACUCCAGACCUUUCCAUUGACCGUUCGCGCACACCGUCAGUUACCAAGUACCGGAAUAAGACGAAAACACGCAAAGGUGAUAAUGGAUAAAACUGACAGGCUUCAUUUCCUUGGCGACUAGUAGUUCCUAGUACAUGGGCGGUGUACACCAAAAAGUCAAAAUGUGGUCACGACAAAACUUAAUUCCCGUGUCCCGCUACUUUUCCCUUACGAUUCCCGCAUCCCAACCCCAUAAAAAUAGGAAAUCCCGCUCCCGCUCAUAAUCAAUAUUUCCACUUCCUGCUCCUUUUUUUAGCUCGCAUCUCGAGUAUCGCCACAAAAAAAAACAGCCGAAUCCCGCUUCGCGCCAGACCUAUUGUGGACCCUUUCUGCUAGGGGAAGACCUCUAGGGAAGUAGACACCCUCUCUCAGCUCCCUCAUAAGCCAAGUGGGCAGUAAAACAAAUCAAGACGGAAAUUUACCACAACAAAGCCUUUUGAAGUUCAAUAACAAUAAAAAUGUACAGAUUAGUCUCCGCUUACUGGAAGUUUAUCUGUAAUUUAUGAACUUUAAGCGACCGUUCUUCUGUGAUAAAUAGCCUGUCACGAGGCUGUAUGUUCAUGGCCAUCUUAAUUGGCCUGCAUUUCUACAUUUUGCAAAUUGACGGUGAAGCUGGCAAAAAGAGACCAAUUUCAAUAUAUCAAAAGUCAUACCUUGGGGAAAUAAAAUAAAAGAAAUGUAUUAUUCAUUGUUGUGCCUCAAGUGUGAAUUUGAAAAUGUCAAAAUUGUUCUAUAGUAUUUAACAUUUUCUUUUAUCCAAACCACUUUUAGAGAAAAGAGGUCAAAAAGCUUUUAGGAAAGGUUUCUAUAAGAAAAUCACAAUCAACUGCAAAAGCGGUCAACUGGUCAUGUUUGCUUCCCCUUUAAGGUUACGUUAACACGGUACCGGUCGAAUUUUCAAACGGUUGAAAAAUUUGACAGGACACUUCGUUCACACAGAACCGUUCAAUAUUUUUGCGCUGUUCACACAGAACUGUCGAGCUGUAAUAUUUCCAAGCAAAGCGAGUAAUAACAUGACUCGUAAAUCCAUGUUCGCAAUAUCUGGUUGCUAUUUUGGUAUAUACUUAAUGGUGGAAAGCCACAAAUGCACCGGUAAUACUAGUAGUUACCUGUAGUUCCUAGUAGUAACUGGUAGUAACUAGUAGUUAAAGGUAGUUACUAGUAGUUACAGGUAGUUACUUGUAGUUACUGGUAGUUGCUUGUAGUUAGCUAUAUUCCUCUCUUUUUCCAGCUGAGUAACCAGGCGUCCAUGCAGCCACGCAUUUGCCGUGCAAAAAUUUUGCCGAUUUUGUAUUCAAACAGAAGCAAACAGGUAACCAAUGUAGCUCGCGAAGCAGAGGCGUGGUAGGGCACGACUUUCGACCGCAGUAAGUUAAGCGAGCACUAGCAUUUAAAGAACAAGUCUCGUGUAUAAAUAGUAAACAAAAGCGGUCCGACACAAGAACCUUGAGGGACACCCCAUUUUAAGUCAAACGGCUGCGAGAGCGUCUCCUUUAUGCAGAUUCUUUGACAUCUCCCUUCCAAGUUCGAUUUGAACCAGGAAAGAGCAGUACCACGGACACCUACAAUCAGGGACAAAAGUAGUUGACACACUUGUUUAAAACGGGUGCUUUGAACAAACAUUUAAUUCAUUUAUUAUUUCAUUCCUUUUAAACGCCGUAAAUCCCCCGACCCCCCGAAUCAAUGUUGUCUGAAGUUAAAAAAAGACUCGAGGGUCCAAAAUUCAACAUUGAUUUUGGGGGGAAGGGGUUGGGAUAAACGGGGGAAGGGGAUAAGUAUGUUCACUAUGCAAAAAGGGGCCAUUUUACGGAAGUGUGUCAACACUUUUGUCCCUCAUUGUCUGAAUGCGAAAUUGUGCUACUGCACACAAGUUGAGCCGCGUAUAACACUGAUUUUAACUGAAAUUAAAGGAAUCAAUGACAUAAUUAUGUUAUUGGUGGUGGGGGUGACAUAGACUUAUUCACGACCGAAUUAUAGGGCCAAUUCGAAUUACGCGAUGACGUAAUAAAAGGGCUGCGAUAUCCAGAAUUAACGUCGAUAUGGUUUACAAGCUAAAAACUGACGCUGAAACUCGCGCCUAUAUACAACUUUUGAUGAAUUUCAAGGGGGUGCGUACUGAAAAUAUUUUUAAUAAAGUGGAUAUUUCUCGUUCUUCACUUUAUCCUAUUGUUAAGGCCCAAACAAUCACGGAUAGGGUAAGGAUUGACACGUAGUGGGGAUAGUCACUGGCCGGCCACGGAAAUAUGGAGCGUUAGUGAGGAGCGGCCGUCACUGCGUUCAAUAUCGAAACUACGGAAAAGUGAAGGUAAAUUCAUGGCCAAUUCAAUAAAAAACUAAGGACAGCGUAGCAAACAUUGCAAGUGUACACGAAAACAAUUACUUUCAAUCCCACCUCGUGACACCAUGAGUGACAUGAUAACGCAACGCAAAUAGCGUGACAUGAGCGCAUAUGUCUGUGUAUUUGGACUGUAUUUCUCAAGCGAAACCCUGUGUUUUUGUCUAUUGUCGGCAGAGAAAAUGAAAAGAGAGCUUUGAAACGUGAACUGGUAUUUGACUCUCAAAGAAAACGACAGCUCAAACUGAGGAAAACACUGCUUCCUUCGUGUUACAACGGUUAACCACGUUUCGGAAAACGAAAAGUAAAAUGAGUCUGUUAUGACCUCUUAAUGUCCAUAUGUAUUCUCGUGGUUAACCGUUGAAACUCCUUAUUUGCACCACAUCGCUGGAAUUUUUCUUGCCAAGAAUACGUAUUGCGAAGUACUUUCUACAUAGCGGAAUCUUCUUUUGCCUUUCGUGAGGAAUUAGCGCAUAAAAAAGGAAAAUUUUCCAGCGCACGGCCGUCAUUGAUCACAUGUUAUCCCGCUUUCCUUGUCAUCAAGUGAACUUCUGGGCAAAAGUAAUUGCUGUUUUGGCGAUGACGCAAACUGGUGUGUCUAUCUUGAAAACAAUUUCUUUGGUAUUCUGUGAUUUACGAGCUGGGAAAUGAAAUAGUUGUCCAUCCAACAUCAAUAAAAAAAUUAUGCCACUGAAUAAAUGGCAGGCGGUCAUCUAAAAUCAUUACAAAAGUACAUUCCAAAACCUGGUCUAACCUGUUCGACGCCUACCUACGCUAAAGGUUUGGAUCACUUAGGUUUGAAAAGGUCUCCAAAAAAAACACACAUCUAUAUAUAGGACAUAGCACAAACGGCUGGCCCAUCAUUUAUGAGGUUCAUAACCUGUAUAUUGUUCACGUCCUUUCACUAAUGGCACAAGUCAAUGUCAAAAAUAAUGCAUGUCCCCUCAGUUACUCUGCAGUACUUCAUUCGCUUAAGUUAAUCAUUUACCAGAACAAUUUCCAUUGCACCUUAGUGUUUCCAUCCUUUUUCCACUAUUGAUAAUACUUGUGAAAACAUUACAUCCGCUGCAACGGCAUUGAUCAUAACACAAAUGAUUUCCUCUCGACCCCACAGGGUAUCAGGAACGCGCGCGGAAGUACAAGAUUAAGUGAUGACAUACGCUUCGUACAUUUUACUCUACGUAUACUACAAAUCAGGACGAAACUUUACAAAUUGUUGUUUCUAAAAAAAACAAUUUGGCCCAUAGAGUAACGUCAUCGCACAAAAAUUCAGCAGCGUCAAAAAUCUAGCCGGAAAACACAGAUACAUAUUUCAGACAAUCAGGGACAAAAGUAGUUGACACACUUGUUUAAAACGGGUGCUUUUAGCAAACAUUUAAUUCAUCUAUUAUUUCAUUCUUUUUAAACGCCGUAAAUCCCCUCACCCCCCGAAUCAAUGUUGUCUGAAGUAAAAAAAAGACUUGAGGGUCCAAAAUUCAACAUUGAUUUUGGGGGGAAGGGGUUGGGAUAAACGGGGGAAGGGGAUAAGUAUGUUCACUAUGCAAAAAGGGGCCAUUUUACGGAAGUGUGUCAACACUUUUGUCCCUCAUUGUAGUUUUAUUGAAGCGAUUGUAGUAAAAUCCCAUGGUCAACGGUGUCGAAGGCGGCACUUAAAUCCAGCAGUAGUAAGAGUGAUACAUGGCCCUCGCCCAUAUUCACGAGUAGAUCAUUCCUUACCUUUAACAAUGCAGUCUCCGGACUGUGAUGGGAGCGAUAAGCAGAUUGUAAUUGAGGGAAGAGAUUUUUUGUAAUUCUGUGACACUGAAUCUGAGAGGCCACCACACGCUAUGUUAAUUUAAACACAAACAGCGAGUUGCUCAUUAGACGAAAAUUCUUGAACAGUAUAUAGAAGCCGGGCUUUUUAAAUGAUGUGUAUACCACAGCAGUUUUCCAGGUUUCAGCAAAAUAUCCAGUCUCCAAGGAGAGGGUGAUGAUAUUAGUAAUGACAGCAAGGAGUGAGUCUAAACAUGCAGAUAAUAAGGAGACAGGUAUUGGGUCCAAGAUGCAAGAUUUGUUCUUUCCAGAUGGAAUCAUAUGACGACCUGUCUCAGUCGUUUGGCAUUGGAAGUGGGAAAGUACAAUAUCACCAGAUUCAGAUUCCAGGUUGGGCUCGGGCGUUGACAGCAAGGAUUUCGUCCAGCUAUGACAUGAUACUGGUAAUCUUGGCAGUAAAAAACUGACCCAUAUUGUUUGCAAGCAGUGAAGAGAUCGAUCUUUCUUCAUAUUCAGUAAACUCUUACUUGUCGCGAACAGCCUCCUCUGGUCUGUGCUGUUAUCUUCGAUAAACUGAUUAUAGUAAACACGGCGUGCCUCAUUCAUCAAAUUCACCACACGAUUUCUUUCCUUCUUAAAAGCAGCAAGAUCAACAGGUAAUCUUGUAGCUCUCCACGUCUUUUCAGUAUUUCGUCUCAAGCGCUUGGCAUCUCUAAUAUCUUCAUUGAACCAAGCAGCAAGAGGCCUGACAUUAAUGUCACGAGUUAAGACAAGUGCGUACAUAUGCAGUUGAGACCGUAACGACUAAUUAUAACAGCUGACUAGAGAGUCUAAGUGGUUAGGUGAUCACGAUAAAGCUGAGAAGAAGGAAUGGCCUCAGAAAAUUGGUUGGGGUCAAUUGAUUUCAUUUUCCUGAACUGCACAUGCGUGACAUUAGCUUGAGGUCUAUCAAAUCUUGACAGAAGACUGGAAAAUGGUCGGAGAAUAACUCACCAAUAGAAGGGCAAGCAGCAAUGAUGUUAUCAGAUGUACGAGUGAUAAUCAAGUCAAGUGUAUGACCAAGUUCAUGCGUAGUAGACAAACAUGCUGCGUGAGACCCAUCGACUCCGGUAUAUCCGACAGGUAGGUCCAUACGGAUGUUAAAAUCGCCCAGAAUUAUCAAGGGCUCACUUGACAUGACCAGAAACUCGAGGUAAUCGGUAAAGGGCUCAAUGAAAAAUGUGGAUGUGGUCACAGGAUGUGUAGCAGAAUGUGGAGGCCUGUAAACUAUAACGAGUAGUAAACGGGAAGUAGUUACUAAGAAACUUUUAGCUUAUUCCGUUUAUAGGUUUACUAGGAAACUAAUUCCGACCAUGUUUAUAUAGCAACAGCUCUUUACUUUUAUGAUUGUUUGUAUCCCUCAGUGCCCAGAGAAGCUCUUACAGUUUUACUCUCCUACAGGAGUUCCUAUCAGUAAAGAUGAUACUGCAAAAAUUGUCUGGAUAGUGUUGGGAGUUUCUGUCGCUCUUUCUGCUUUGGUGGUGGGGAUAAUUGUCUACCGUAAGAGAGCAAAGAGGAAUGAACGGUAUUUGAUAAAAUGAUAUUGUCUAUAUGAAUGUUGUGUAUUAUGAUAAUGAUAUGCAUGUCUUUAAGUGUCUGUCUCUCUCAGUCAAGUCGUGCUGGUGAGUGACCAUGCUUACAAGACCAAGGCGAUGUAACAUUUAUCACCUUGUGAGCAUUACCACAAGCCCAUGAUUAAUGACGACGAAUUUCAUUAACAUUUCAUUUGCACUAUUUUCCUUAGAUCCAGUGAGUCUGACAUUGCUGAGUUUAUGUUGCUGGAAGUCCCACACGAGCGGGUUACUAUCAUGGAGGAACUGGGACGAGGCGCUUUUGGAAGAGUUUAUAAGAGCGUGAUGAGGGGGUUACCUGAAAAGAAUACAUCCUCCAAACCCAAGGAUCACAGUUUGGAUUCGAAUAAGGGACGUAUUGUUGCUACAAAAGUUCUUCCAGGUGCGUGAGUUCAGAAUAUGGCAAAAAGAUAACUUACUCUUUCAGCAAACGCUUUUCACGGGAGUAAUUGUUAUUAAUAUAACAGGAAAGAGAGCCUCUCUUGUAACAGGUUUGAAUAUUUAAUCCAAUAGAUAGCAAACAUUAUAUCGUGGAAAGCAGCAUCUCAAUGCCCCAGUCGGUAACAUUGAGAUGUACAGUAAAAACCCACGUAUAAGAACCUAGGUUUUUCCAAGUUAGCCUAAACAGGUUCUUAUAUAAAUGGUAUUUAGUGUAAAAUUAGGCUAACUAGGUUCUUAAUUAGGUUCUUAACUUUUGUUCAAGAAAUAAAGCUGAAUUUUUAAAUGAUCUGCUGUUUAAUGUCCAAAAACAGAAUUCUUGGAGGCUUCGUUAAGCAAAAUACUAUACUAUUUUAAUCUGAUUCUGUUACAAUCAAACCCAUGGUAAAGUUUUAUGAAACCAUGCUAUAGUGUUUAGAGUAUUAUUGCAUACAGACUGUGUUAUAUAUAUAUUUAUUAAAAACUGAAUCAUGCAUUGGAUAAUGCAAUUCUAGCAUUUUGAUUGGCUUAGCCGUUAUGGUAUAUGAGCUAUUAUACCAUGCUCUCCAUAUAUGGUUGGUGUACGCGUCAGUUUAAAAUUGGAAGCUAGCUGAGAUUUUUUUUUUUGCGAAGGAUAGAACGGCGCCCGAAGCAAAUCGUUUUAAUUCAUUUCUUAGAAUACUAGAAAUGCAGUUUCAUCGAAAGAAAAAAGACAAAAACAAACAAAAAAGCCACAAUAGCUUGUUUGAAAGUUUGUCGAAAAACACAUGAAAACAGAUGGAACUCAAGUACCUUGACCAGCUACGAAAGAAGACAAGUGUUGUUUCUUGUCGCGAAGCCAUUCGCCGAUCGAGUCACUCGCCGAUAGAUAACUGUGGCUUGUUUAUCCGACAUCAAGAAUAUAGAUCACAAGUAACCAGCUACAAAUACAGGCUAUGCAGCCAUUUACUAGAGCCAUCGAGGCGGCAGUAUAGCUUCUUUUCUCGUUCAGCAAAACCAGCUUGUGGCUUCAAACAACUUCAUAACAAGCGACCGAGGUAAUAGUUUUUCUCCGUUGUUCUGCACCAAAAAUCCAAAUUCACAGUAAUUUCGACGACUGUCACUUAAAAAUUCCUUUCCUUUACAUUAUCUGCCAGGUUUUUAUAGCUGUCCUGCUGUGUAAAAUCCUAGAAUCCCCAAGAUUUUUUAAAAAACUAAUGUUCAUCAAUGUUUUGAUUUUUCAUUCAUGCAGUCCAGGCGAGUCCGUUCGCGCGUUGACAGUUUUGAUAGACGUGUGACAUGUGAAUAACGGAAGUCCCUUGUCUUUUCCGGUUUGUUCUAGCGAGAUUUUUUGGGCGUUUUUAAUAAAACAAUUAUUCCACGAGGGCGCGUUGGAUAUGAGAUGAUAGAUAGCCAACGAGGCGCGUAGCGCCGAGUUGGCUAUAAUCAUCUCAUAUCCAACGCGCCCUCGUGGAAUAAUUGUUAAAUAUAUAUACAUUUUUUUUUUUUGAAAAUAAGAACCUGUUUUAGGAUUUUAGCCUAAAAUGGUUCUUAUGUGAAGGGUGCUUAAAAAUGAAAUUUUAGCCUAACAGGUUCUUAAAUGUUAGGUUCUUAUACACGGGUUUUUACUGCACCUCACGGGGCCCAUUUUAGAUCUAAAAUUUUGUUUUCUACUUAUAUUAAUGACCUCACUGAAUGUUUGCAAUUUACCACACGAUUUGCAAUGAAUAGAUUAAUGUAGACAUAAAAACCUUCAGUGAGACCAGAACAUUGAUAAGGUUUCUUCCAAGGUUGGUCGUGUUAAGAUAUAAGUGGUAUUAGACAGGCUCGAGAUUAUGUCACAUUAUUUGAAAGUACUAAGAAGUAUAUAGCGCUUAAAUCGAUGCCCGUGUUCAAGCGAAAACCGAGCGGGCACCUUUUAACAAAACCACACAUAUAUAAAAAAUGCAAAACAGAAUAGGCUGCAUGAUCUCUUCUCAGGGCUGUGACAUGAUAACAGAUUAUUUCUUUAAACCAAUUCAAAAUGUUAGUGCAUGCCUUCGUAACGUGUAGAUUGGUCGUUCUGUUAUCUGAUCUUUCGAAAUACACUCUUUUUUUUCUAUAAGAAUAUAUUUUAUAAGAAUAUCGAGGCCGAAAUUUGCGAAAUGUUAAGAAUACUUUACGAAUAAACUCCAGGCUGAGAUUUUGAAAAGGAUAUAAUUUCGUGUGGUGAAAAUCUGUAAAUACAAUACAAAUAUACGUUUUCAAUUUAUUCCUUUCUUUAAACGGCAAAACUAGCUAACUAUAUUUAACAAAACUAUAAUUGAUACCUUAAUAUAUUCUAAAACGGAAAUGUCAUAAGCUAUUAUUAAGAAUAAUACAAGCCUAAAAUCGACGGAAAAAUAAGAAUAUUCAGCCUGGCCCGGGAAAACAAUAUUCUUAUAUAAAAAAAAAGAGUGUACGUUAUUCACAUGUUUCAGUCACUUGAGAACUUGGUGUGGUUUUAAAUAUGACCAAAUUAUUGCUUUACUUAGAGAACUAUAUUGGCUUUCCCUGGAGCAUGAGUAGCGGAAUUUUAAAUUAUUUAUGUCCGAGCUAUAACCAUCAUUUGUUUCAAACUUACAAGCCUGGUAGGAGUUCACGAUCAUCAACCACGAACAUGUUAAUUAGUGACACCCAGAUCAAGGCUAAAAUUUUAUCGGGCGAUCAUGCUUUUUCGUUUGUGCCCCUAAACUUUGCAAUAAUUCUCCAGAGCACAUAGAGUGUAAAAUGGAGUUUGAAUAUUCGUUCUUCUAAAAGCAAUCUUAAAGCUUUAAAAACCUCUUAGCGUUAUUUUUAUUUCGUAGUUUUGUUUAACAAUUUUUCUUUUUGGUAAUGUUACGAGUUUAAUGCUGCUUUCUAGUGGUUUAAGUUUAAAACAUUUAUUUGAUGACGAUGACGGUGAGCCGUAAAUCCUUUAUGAAAGCCAACUACAAAAGCAUACUGGGAUGUCCCUGUCUAUGCAGAGUCAAUGAACGUGAGCCAGUUGGAUAGAUGCGUUGCGAUUACAAAUGUACACUCAAGGAAAGUCAUAUUACUGGAAAUAAAGUACCCGUGGGUCGAGAAUUGGGAAGCAAUUAAGGAACACAAAACUUGACGUCUAGAAUUAGAGAGACAAGUUUCCGGACGAAAAGAUCUUCCAGUAUUACAUCAUGUCAUAUGUUGUGCUUGGUGAUCGCUAUAUGAAGAGAACUGACGGUUUUUUCUUUGUGACUUUCUUUUAUGGACGACACUUAACUUACGGAACCAUUUUUUCCUCAAGCAGAAAUUAGGACCUGAGCUAUUGACUGUGUUAUAUUUUCAUAGGUUAAAUUUACUUUCAUUUUAAUUAGUUCUCUUUUUUCUUUGCAUCUGGUUUUAGUUGUUUAGCACUAACUGAUAUCGUGUAGCGUUUACGUAGGUCACUGUUACCUGGAUUUUCUUUAAAUGUCUUUUUUUUUAGAAAAUUCCACGGAGGAAGACAAACGGCAGUUAGUUCGGGAAAUUGAGCUGAUGAAGGAAGUUGGAACACACCGUAAUAUUGUGAGCAUGCUCGGGUACUGGAUCCAAUCAUCUCCCAUUAUGUUAAUCAUGGAAUAUGUUCCGAACGGAGAUCUUCUUCAGUGGCUCAGAAACAAAAGGCAACAGGUAUAAUUACUUUAUCGGCUGUAUCAAUAAAAAUUUGCUGCCCUCUUUUUUGCCUUUUGUUUAAAAAAUAUUUUCUAUCCAUUCGUAAUAGGGCUGCGCAAAGGUAUUAUUUAUAGAACUCAACUCAGACAAACAAAUUCCUCAAUUUUGUUUGUCUUUUUGUCAUUAAAAUGUCAAGUUUGUCUGACUUUUGUCGUGAAAAUAACAAAAAUGGCAGAUUUCAGAGAAAUAUAGCAAAUUAGUCACUCUGAAGUCAUUAGUAUUCUGUGCUGCACUUUCUAAUGAACAUCGUCCUGGGCGUGUAUGUUCUUUUUCUUACAUUGUGUGGUCUCUUAAGGCAGAAGGAAAAUCCUCUACCUCAUCACACGUCUAAAAACCAUCGUCUUCAGUAAAAAUAGUAAGAUGCUAAACAACUACAUGCUAUUCAUGCAUUCGGAAAACAAAGAUCUGUAAAUACACAAAAAUUUGUAUUCAACGCUGAGUUAAUAAAGCCUAGCUUGCCCCGGUAGGAUCAGUUAAGGUUUUGCGGGAAACUGCCCACCUAUCCUUUCCCUAAGCCACAUUUUGCCCUAAGUGAGAAGGUGAUGUUAAUGUUGUCUUAGGGGAGGGGUAGGUGGUCAGAAAAGACCACAUACAUUUUCUGUUUCCACUGAUUCUAAGGUCUUGUUUUUCCCUUGAACUGGGCUUCAUUUUCCAUGUUUGGGUCUUUAAUAGGAUAUUGGCUUUCGCUUGUCUCAACUAUUCGAAAGUUUUGAGAGUACCCCCUCCCCCCAGGUGGGCGUUAACCUUUUCUGGUCAGCAUGAAUCACGGGAUUACUAAUGGUGGAGCUACGCUAUUGUUUGAACAUGGUAACAAGAAACGAAUAGUUUACUUCAACGAACGCUUUUCAUUCUGGUAAUUUACUUAUUUUUUCUCUCAUUUUCUCAUGUAUUCACCAUAGUUGAGCUCCGCCAUUUGAUAAACCGUCCUUGAUUCCAGCUAACAAAGGGCUUCCACUCAAAAUCCCCGUCAGCUUUUCCAUCCACGGUCUUUCAAUGGUGGCAAGAUGAGUUAUUCAAAUUAACCCAUAACACCAGUGAGAGUCUUGCUUUUCAACCUCCGACCGACGUAGUAGAAAAGUUUCUUUUUAAAAAACCCUUCAAAAUAUUUUGGUGGAGAUAAUGAUUGUGCAUCCCGGAAGCCCUGUACGAGAUAUGACGUCACAAGUGGCAUUAGGUCAAGCCAAAUAUUCAAAAGCACACGUCGCGUUUUUGGGACUGUCUAUCUUAAAAUGUCACAGAAAAUUGUAACAAAGCAGAAGAAAAGCUUUGUUUCUAUUGCAGUUUAACCCAUUUGAAUUUUCCGUGGACGAUUUAAAUAAAGUUGGCCUAUAAGGUAUUCCCGGCUAGAUUUUCAGUUUAACGUCGGAUAAGUAAUCUUUGAAUUCACAUGGUUCCUUUUAAAUGCUGGGUAAAGAUAUUUCGGCUAACCAGCUGAUAUUGUUGAAAUUGUUUCUGCUGACAAAACCGUGUCGUGAUCAGACGGAAUUCAUUUCAAUAUUUUUUUGCAGCUUACAAUGAACAAGAGUCGUCAAAGUGAUGUCGUUGAAAGGCUUAAGCCUCCUGUUCCUGAGAGGCCGAAACUGGUGUCCAGAAACCUGCAAACAAAAGAUGUCCUGGAUGAAAACCUGAAAGAGGAGAACAGGGAAAGAAAUAAUGAAGAAAGUGGAAAAGACGGUGGUUAUCAUUCCAGUGCGACGAAGGAAAUUAAAAUGGACCUGGACGACGUUGAAAGAGGAAUUCUAAUCAACGAUGCUCCUCGAUCUGAGAUGGAACCUCUCCUGGGUUACGAAGAUGACAAGGAGGAAGAAGAAAGUGACGAUGUCAACACGUCAUUUCAACAAAAUGAACGGCGAAAGGGGUCGGUUACGUCGGUGAUGGUGUUACCUUCCAUCAGUAUUGCCCAUUUCUCCAAAGAAAAAGGGCUCACUCCCGCUGAGCCUUUGAGAAACGUCGAAGAAAAGAUCACCAUCGAGAAAGAAGAAGGCAGCUGUGAAGGCAAGGAAGAUGAUGAAGAAGACAUUUCUGGGAAAGAAGUUCUUUGUUAUGCGUGGCAGAUUGCUAAAGAGAUGGUAAGAACUUUUUCGACGGAAGAAUGUCUUUAGCAAUUUAGUCAUCGUUUGCAAAUCACAAAAAUCUGCCUCUUCCCCGUAUUUAAAAUACUUUACUACUAGUUUUUUUCUGUGUCUGCAAGUAUUAUGCUAUCCGGACAUGAGACGGCAGAUUUUUGAAGCAUUCAAAUUGCUGCGUUAAUUAUAACAGACCAUUAUAGGGCUAACUACUAUCUUGCUGAAUUUUUCGUGAAACAUAGCACACAUAAAAUUGAGCCAUUUGAUUUAAAAAAGGUCAAAAACGAGUUUUUUUAUAGCCUGAGAAGCCUAAAAAUCAAAUGGAGCCGUCGUGAAGGUACCUAUUGAAAAAUCAGGUCUGUUCGUAUUUUCGAAAAGGUGUGCAAUGAAUACAGCCAUACGACCUGAAUAAGGCUAAGCUAUCAGUUAUUUAAUUUGAAUCGUACAAGCCUGACAUUCAGGAACGUUGCCAGCUUUUUGGCUAGUUGUAGGCCUGGCUGACUUUCAUUUCCAUAUAUCCUGAAAAUUGUACGCAUGACCAGUACGCACUGACCUCACCGACACUUUGAGCUCGUGUUUUUUCAGUUGACUCCAACAACGCAUAAUUUAUUAUUACAAGCGGUAGAGUGAUCAAACCAAAAAUUUGAAGGCCCAGGCCUACAGGGCUAUGGGCUGGCUAAGCCCAUGAGAAAAGAAGGGAAGUAGAGGAAAGAAAAAGCAAUGGUUAAAUUUGUUUUCGUGACUGGAAGACUGAGCAGCAAGGACUUUCUAGAUAAAUAUACUCCAGUACUCGGAAUCUUGGAAAGCACAAUAAACGGUCUACCAGUGGAACUGAUGAUUGAAGGCAAGGGAUUGCUUUUGUAAACGGCCACCAUGAUGGUAUUUGCUAACUAUUGUAAGCUCAAUUGAUAUAUCUGGUGGCUCAGCUGUAUAUUUGACUUUUGGGUUUCGCAGAUAACUCCCUUCUGGUGAUCCGCAUAACUCUGCCUCAUCCAAUAAUCGCUGUUUAUUGAUUGGUAUGAAUGAACCUUUUUUAACGAAAAAAUCUAAUCUCUAAAAGAAUAAUGUUCACUGAGGUAUGCCGUUUUGGGUGACUUCGAAAUAGAAAUCAGCAGUAUAGUAAGAACCAAUAGGUUUUUUUCUCUUUUUCGUGCGUGGCAGGCUAAGGAGGGCUUUAUUCCACUCACCUUAAGUCUCCCUGAAAAACAGCAACAGGUGUCAACGGGCUUUCUUCCGCGGUUGAAAACUUAACUGAAAACCUUACUUUUUCAGCCAAUAUUCAUCCCUUCGAGUUAUCGAGAGUAAAAUUGUAUGAAAGUGAUCUGAAGGAAAACAAAAAUUACUUCGAGUUAGCGGGAGUUUCGAGUUAUCGAGGGUUCGAGUUACCGACGGUAAAGGAAAUCCAGGGGAAAUCGAUUCUGGUUCGAGUUAGCGAGGGUUCGAGCUGGAGUCGACUGUAGUUCACUUAGCUUGUUCAACUUUGACGGCUUUUUGCGCUGAAAAGUAUACGUCGCGGGGAUUUCUUGGUCAAUUCCUUAAUUUGUUUCUUGUUUUCCAACAGCUGUGACGGAAAUCCUCCCUCCAUUCUUCAUGAAUAGACCGACGAUCACUUCCUCCCGCUUUCCAGACCUUUUGCCAGGCACAGCGUGCAGUCGCUUGUUCAAGGCUCUCGAUAGUAGGGUGGCACCGGCAAAAAUAAGGCAAAAAAGCGUAAGGUACCGGCAAAAAAGUGUAAGGCACUGGCAAAAAUAUAAAAGCGUGAUCUAGGAAAAAGGGGCGAUGGCGGGCUAUCUUUGAGCCUGCAACAGACGUUUCAUUGUACUUGGUUGCUUUUCCGCCAAAUCGUUAAAUCGGGAGUUCGUUUACAACGAUAUCCCGAUUAAACUGCUAUCCCCCUGCCAUAUCGUAAAAUCGAGCUUCCAUUUUAAUUUCAUAUUGGAAAUGUUUUGUUGAUCUAAAGGUAUCUGGUAACUAAAAAUUGUUUGAGAAAAAAUUUCAUUAUUUCUGUGCCAGGAAUACUUGGCCAGCAAAGGAUUUAUUCAUCGUGACCUGGCAGCCCGUAAUAUCCUAGUUGGUGAGGACAAGGCGGUGAAGAUUGCUGAUUUUGGUUUGUUACGCCACGCAAAUGAGAGUGAAAUAUACGAAGUUACGAGCGUACACAAGCUACCAAUGAAAUGGAUGGCACCUGAGGCGUUGGAAAGUGGCAUGUUUACUUUCAAGACUGACGUGUAAGUAUAUGUUAACGAGGUCGCAGUUAGACCAAGCUUAGGCUUCCUGUAAUGCAGUGUGAAGUUGAGGUUUUAGAUAACAUAGACCUUGCAGUGUUCUGUUUAGAACUGUCUGAAAAAAAGAGCACAAUUUUGAUCAUGACACUGUCUACAGUAGCGGUUAUCACUCUAUCUAAAGAAAUACUCAAGCGUUUGGAAAACAUUAGCCUGUUCCAGGCGUGAAACUUGAAAAUAAGAUAUAUAAACAGAAUCUUUGAGCCACUGAAGUUAAUCUGAGACCAUCUUGGAUCCUAGAUUCCAAGCUCCACACCCCACAUUCCAGAUACUAGAUUCCGGAUUCCAACUCAGAGUAUUCCAGAUUUCAAAAGGCCCAGAUUCCAGAAUUUCAUAGUUAGCAGGAUUCCAGAUUUUAAAGUCCAUCACUCCACUCAAAAAUUUCCUGGAUUACCAUCCAUGAGGCGAGAUAAAAAAAAAUUGAUAUUUCUAUGAAUUUAAUUCUUGCUAUUUCUUUAUCUACUUCCUUUUAAUGCAGAUGGUCUUUUGGAGUUGUUUUGUGGGAACUAGCCACCAUGGGUAAGCUAGUUUUAUAAAUCUUUGUAUACUGAUGCUGGUAGAAUAAUACUCCAGUACAGUCAUUUCCUAUACCCGAGGGAAUUGAGAGGAAUCCCCAAUGACAGUAGUUAGGGAAAAGCUGACUGUUCAGUUUUAGGAUAGCAGUCACGGGAGAAUCGAACUGCUUUAUAAAAGAAGCCAUUCUUGAAUAAUGUCAUGAUUGCUAAACAACUAGAAAAAAUAAUAGGCUCAUUUCCGCAGCUCCCUCGGCCGUCUUUACCGGGGAGGAGCGCAGGCUCAUAAUAAUCCAGCCUAUAAGUCAUACCCUUAACCACAACUUGACCUGAUAUCACGUGUCACUUGGCGAAAUGAAUACUCAGUAAUGCUAAACUUGUACAUUACGUUAUUUUAAACCCUCCUGGAGGUUGGUAGAUUGAUAAUACAUGAUGGUCAUUGAACUGAGUGGAGAGCAAUUUGGUCCGAAAUCAUACGCGUGAUUUCGCGCGCGAGUUCGAUUUGAGAUCAGAAGUAUGAUUUCAGACUAAAAUUGCACGACACAAAGUGAAAUUAUCACUUUAUUACAGCCAUUUUGAAACCGCAAAAUUCAAUCCGUACCAGCAGUGAUUGGCCGUGGCACCAGACAAGUUAGCUCGUUAUCUCCCAUACUCGUUAACAUAUAUUCUGAAGCCAUGCUAAGAGAUGCUUUAAGUGGUGUGAAUGAAGGUAUUCGAGUGGGAGGUCAUCUAAUUAAGACAGUUCGCUUUGCGGAUGAUCAAGCAACCUUAGCCAGUUCAGUUAAAGGUCUGCAACUUAUGAUGGGUAAAAUGCAGGAAAACUCCGGGGAAUAUGAUAUGAAGAUCAAUGUUAAGACGACUAAGGUGAAGAAAAUCAGUAAGAGGCCUGGUGAGGAAUUCACGAUCUUUCUUGAGGGUAAACAGUUAAGUCAAGAAUCGUCUCUCUUUAACUACCUUGGGAGCCUCAUUACACAGGAUGGAUCCCGUGAAAAAUAAAUUAGAUCGAGAAUAGCCCGAAAACGCGUUUACUAAGAAAAAAGAACUGCUGACAAAAGCCUUCAGCGCGCUAGCCUUUGCCUGAAGAAGAUAAUUAUAAAGACGGUCAUCUGGGGUACUUUUCUGAAUGGAGCCGAAUGAUAGACCUUAAAGAAAGAGGAUCUGCGAAGGCUGGAGAGCUGUGGGAUGUGGCUUUGGAGAAAAGGUUUUAAACAUAACUUGAUCUGUACCCUGCGAGCAGAGGCUACAUUUUCGCGGUAUGAGCUGGCGUGCGAAAAGUAACCUCUGCCGACAACCGUUCAGUUUUCUAUCGUGCAUGCGCAAAAUUCGUCACGCGAUUCGCAAGCAACUGGUUCGUCAUAUCUGCGUGAGUUUCGCGGGAAUCAAACUUGCGAAAACUACCUGCGAACUACUCUCCUGGAGCUUUUGUUUUGUUUUUCUGCUUCGCCCCUUCUGGUUUUAAGUAUUUUAGCCGCAAAAUUUCCACGGAUCGUCUUUUUUAGGAAAGUAUUUUUAUGCUAUCAACAUUUUUCCGGCUUUAAAAUGAAAUUCGCAGACAACGCUACGCAGAAGUGAUGCUUGAAAUAAAUUGGAUGCUGUAGUCUCACGAUUGUGUUUUAAACUAAUGUUAUGAAUGAACAUAGACGAAACAGUAGUCAGAAAAUUUAUUUAUCGAAAAAUUUUAUGCGAAAACCCAUAAUUUUAUCCUUAAAAGCAAUUCGCGUAAUACUAACUGGAUCGUGGAUCAUUUCACGCGAGUAAAAGCUGCCGAAGACAUCAAAUGUCAAGGCCAAAAUCCGUCUCAAGUCGUAUAAAACAUCUAUGAAACAACUAUAAAUACUUAAAUUUCCAUUUAAAAACGGAACUUCCUUGACCAUUAAUGUGCAAGUUGUACCUGAAAAUUCUUUUAAAACUUUGCCGCUUUGGUUUCUUUUCAGAACAGGACAAGCGUUCCUUCGUGAAGAAGCCAACCAGGUUGAAGUCCUUGAGGGCGAAUCAGUGUUCAGUUAAAAGCUUUUUUUCUGCUUUUUCCACUAAAAGAAAACUGAUCGAUGAUUUUUUUGAACAUUCCGGUUCCCAUCUGUGUCGUAAAACAGUGCAUUUAACCUUGCAUUGAGAGGCGGCACAAAAAUAACCGCAGUAUCCAUUUUCUUUUCCUGGCAAACAAAAACUACCAUAUGAUAAAUUAACGAUCUUUACACGGUCCCGUAAGAAGCACCGGCAGCAGCUUGUUUCGGUAUUCCGACAGCUUUAAAAUACAGAGCUUAUUCAAGUUGUUGACGACGCUCUUUUAAAUACAUAAACAGGGAUUUUUCCUGUUGCUACGUUUGAGCUGUGUUGAUCCGCGUUCGUAUGCGAGAAUUUGGCGCGAAGGGAUGCAUGAAGGCGCAAUAAUAGUCAGUGUUCAUUCGCUGACGCAAGACUCACGCAAUCCGCAAUGCUCUAAACCGGUCAAGAACAAGAAAAAAGCCGGUUUUGUUAAUUUAUUCGUCCAGAUUUCUGGACGGAUUUGAACGGUUGUCGGCAGAGGCUACUUUUCGCACGCCAGCUCAUACCGUGAAAAUGUAGCCUCUGCUCUCAGGGUACUUGAUCUGACAAAGUCUGUAACGAAGAAGUAUUGAGGCGUGUAGGUGAGGAGAGGGCCAUCACAGCUUUUAUCAACAGAAGACAGAGAGUCUGGCUUGGUCAAACCCUACGACAUGGUGAUCAUGUCCCAUUAGUUAUUUAGGGAAGAAUACCAGGAAAGAGACCACCUGGAAGACCUCGAGCGGGAAUGCUGGAUAGAGUGAAGGAUGGCAGCUCUUACGUAGCGGUCAAGAGGCGUGCCUUAGAUCGAGAACCACGAGGAAGGACUUGCCUGUGGGCAGAUCAAAUAGCCUGUUGAAAAACGGAAACAAAAGGGCUUUUACAUCUCAUUUUGUAUUCGAAACAGAAAUGAUGCGAUAUAAAGCAAGGUGCGACGGUGCGACGUGGUUUAGAACAUAAAUAACGCGAUUUAGAACAGAUAUGAUUGUGUGAUUCGCAAAUAAAUCACACUGCUGAGAGCCAAUCAGAUUGUUGGGAUCACCAGCGAUUUCAAAAUGAAAAAUAAGAAAAGCCCAAAAAUCUUUGAUAAGACAGUAUUGAUCUUUAUUUUGUUACUUUAGGGGGUAGACCAUACCCUGGGAUAAGCCCUAUGAGGCUAUGCAGUUUACUAAAAUCUGGAUAUCGGAUGGAGAAACCCAACACGUGCAGCGAUGAAAUGUAAGUCAGAAUAGAAAUAAUAAAAGACCACCGAAUAGAGGGCACGAUGAAGGAAUACUUACAAAGUCCUUCAAACAGUUUUUUUUUUCUAAAAUUGUCAGCCUUUUCGAGGAGUGGAAACUUAAGCUCGCCUCUUUCCUUUACGUUGCCCCCAUUCUAAAAAGAGCCUAUGGAACAUAAGUGUAUUCAAUAUUCAAAGUAAAUGGACACAUAUCUUUGUGUAGUGGUAUUUUUAACUAUGUUUUCCUUUUUCAACAGAUACAAAUUGACGAUGGACUGCUGGAAGGAGGAUGCAAAUGAACGACCCUCAUUCGCUCAACUAAUACCGAUACUGGAAGAGAUGAUGACAGAAGAUACCCCUUACUAUUAUUUCAGACUACUGGAUCAGAACCAGCCAUGUUACCGUGAGGCAUCCGCUACCAACACCAGUAAAACUAGCACUCUUGAUACGAAGCUGUAA
Messenger RNA from Porites evermanni, 20987 nucleotides. The record is from the annotation of a GenBank genome assembly. NCBI's taxonomy places the organism in Eukaryota, Metazoa, Cnidaria, Anthozoa, Scleractinia, Poritidae.